Molecule: messenger RNA, 2799 nt
Organism: Penicillium odoratum
Lineage: Eukaryota; Fungi; Ascomycota; Eurotiomycetes; Eurotiales; Aspergillaceae
Product: WD repeat protein
Exons: 1
Coding region: 1-2799 (932 amino acids)
Biological process (GO): regulation of actin cytoskeleton organization; TOR signaling
Cellular component (GO): TORC2 complex; TORC1 complex
Molecular function (GO): protein binding
Source: RefSeq, a predicted model, not a curated record
AUGCUCCACAGUUCAACGCGCACCAGGAGAAGGAGCCAGAUCAGUGGCUCAAUUCGAGAAGAUGGCACAGAGUUUGCGGAACAUGUUUCACGUGAGGCUCAUCGUCUACUGGCGAUAUUCACCCAGUCCUCCACUAAGCCACCACAUGAACAAGCCUUGGGCUGCUCAAAGUCUGUUACCCAUGGCCAUACGGUGUUUCAUCCAGGAAAAGAAAACGAUAUCUGGCAGAUACCACGAAUUGCUCCAGAGAUGGUAGAGCCAUCCACCCACGUCCCCUCUCCAAAGUCAACACUAACACAUAAUCUCGAACCCCGCCCCAAACACGAUUCGGGACCGAGUGGCCAAGCAGCCCUGCAAGAAAGGGUUGCUGGAUUGAAUGCGGAUGCCAACCUGAAAGAGAAGCCCGCAUUUCCACGUCCCCCAGCGACACUAGUUCCUCAGAAAGACAUAUCCUCGCAAUCAUUGGGACAGAGUGUAGUGGCUACACUCCACAGUAUCAACCGGCCCGAUCUGCACAUGUCAUCUUCGGAUCCUAGGUCAACCCCAACCCCACCUCCCUUUGUUUCAUCUGUACCGAGCCCUGGCGGUCUAGCUCCCAGGCGUUCUGGACGAGCCAAAAACACACCGACCACCUACAAUUUGCGUGUGUUGGUUGGUCUGGAGGAACCUCCCAAGAGCUCUAGGGACUCAAUGUCUCAAGCCUCACGAGUCUCCCAUGAAUUGUCGCCCCCUCCGGAUUCUAUCCCGGUAUCCAGCAAAGAUCCUCCCCGCAUGAUUCCUAACAUCCGGAAACUUUUGUGGGAUCGAGAACUGCAUGGUUGCGGUCCCAGCAACCGGAUUCAUGCAGAUAUGACAUCGGAUAUUCGUCCCUGGAAAUCAUGGAAAGGCGCCUCAAACGAUGUAGUGGCUCUCGCCUGGUCGUCUGAUUCCACAAGAUUUGCCGCGGGGGCAACGGCUCAGCCAGACGAAUACAAUCGAAAGUGCAAUUUGCUUCUAGGCGACCUUGUCGAUAGUGUUCUUUACGAGCUUCCAGAUCACCGGAUUCCUCGUCCUUCUUCGUCAACAAUUACUGAAGACCAGUUGUACACCAGCGUGGCUGAUAUGCAGUGGGCCGGUGACCGACUCUACACAGCGAGCUAUGACAACACCGUCAAGAUCUGGGAUGUUAGCCUUCACAAACAUCCUUCUUGCCUUCAGACAUUAAAGCAUAGCUCCAAAGUUAUAGUCAUGGCUCUUUCGAAGUCAGUGCCAAAUCUUGUUGCCACUGGGACCGACAAGUUCCAUCUAUGGGAUGUCCAGGAGGACCAGGCUCCCACUUGCGUGGAUUUGCCCAUUGUUCGAGAUACUCGGCAGAAAAUUCUUGACCUGGCGCCCACAACUCUUGCAUGGGGCCACACGGCAUCAACGAAGCAUUUCUUAGUUGGUGGCAUGGCGCAACGAAUUCUGAACGAAUACAAAGUCCCACACUACGGUCAUAUUGGUCUGUGGACAAUUGGCCAAGGGUCGGUGACCCCACGCAAGCUCAUUCCGGACUCACAGAACAUUUUCGAUAUCAAAUGGCACCCCUUCUUGCCUAAAUUCGCGGCUGCAUCUACCUACAGCCAAGCAAUGCGUCUUCCAUUGAAGACGCGUACUGUUGUACAGGUUUACGACUGCACAGCGGAUAGUUUCCUUGUCACCAACCGAUUUCCAUGUCCAGCGGCAGACGUCAAUGAAACGACCUUUUGCCCAAUGAAUUCUACCUACAUCACAGCCAGCUGCACUGAUGGCCGUACAUACGUUUGGGAUGUUCGUUACCCCGACAAAUCCAUUCAUCGACUUUCGCACGGCGAUUCGCUUCAUCCACUUAACCACGAACAUGCCCGAGAGCUGACUGAUUAUGGAGUCUCUGUCGCUCUGUGGGGGACAGCCAUUGAUCAGUUCUACACUGGUGGUUCUGAUGGAUUAUUGAAACAGUGGGAUAUUCGUCGAUCCCCAGAGGACGUGCUAGUGGCCAACAUUGCCAAGUUCAACGAGGGCAUCACGAGUGGGGCAUUUUCGGAAGAUCGAUCCCACCUUCUUAUCGGGUCCCAGGGUGGAGGCAUUCAAGUAUUAUCUUCCGGGCCUUGCUCGGACCCUGAAAAGGCUGGAUUCGAUUCCAAAGCUGCUCCCGAGCCGCCAUGUCAGGAGAUUUCUGGCCGUGAGACUAGCAGAGCGCUCAUCUCUAGCGCCGAGAUCGAACGGCAUCCAAUCUACGGCCCGGGACAGGGGCCUAACUACAAAGGUCCCUAUGCUCGCUGGGCCCGUGAUGUCCAAGAGGAUACACCUCUGGAUGAGCUUAAACGAAUCCCUCUCAAAGACGAGUACCAACUCAGGCAACUUUGCGGACCACAGGUGCAAACCCAGCAGAAACUCGAUCAGAAUGCAGAACGUGAACUCCAGAUGCAAAGAAACAUCGCUGAAGCACGGAAUAGUCAGGACAACCGUCUACCAAACAAGGACAUGUGUAACGGGCUUGGGGUCAACCGGCCUAUUAACGUGACUGCUGGUGAUCAAAAGAAGAGAAAGAAACAUAGGGUUGAGAAAGAUAGAGAAAAGAGGAAGAAACGGCGGCAUGGUCCAAUGAUCACAAAUGUCGAUGUGGUCCAUUUUGACCUGACCGGCGAUUCGCCGGAACGCGAGCCAACAAAUCCGCCUCCGUCAAAGCGAGAAUCAUCGAGUUUUUCAUCUUUUAUUGAAAAUCUGGAAGAUGGCCUCGAAGAUGAUCAUUGGUGGCCAGACAGUGGAUGGUACGACGCCAAUAUUUGUAGUAGCGACUGA